AUGCGAGCAAUGAAUAUGGGCCAGUAUAACCCAUUUAAUGGAUAUCUCCAAUCCAGUCUAGCUGAGCGGCCCAUCGGGAAUGUUCGGCCGCGGCCAGUACGGUAACUAAAGAGAAAAAGAAAGAAGGGCAGACGCAGGAGCAGGAAAAGAAAAAGAAAAAGAAAGAAGGGCAGAUGCAGGAGCAGGAAAGUGAACGGGAAUCGAAACGAGAGCUCCGAUCUGCAUAACAGAAAUAUUCACAACACCAAUCAUGCCUACCGGCUUUGUGUUCUACUCUGGAUCGUUUUCCAUUUCGUUUGAUUCUGAGCGAGGAUUUUCAAGCAACCCGACCCCUCCUAAACCAGCAAUUCGGAUCGGUAUGGUGGCUUUUGAAGAAACUGUCAUGAAUUAUCUUACUGACUAUGGAGUUAGUAAUAUCAAAAGUGUUAAGCUUGUUGAGCCCAAAUUCCCCAAGAACUCGUAUGCAAGGCAAUGCAAAAUCUGCUAGAGCUUUUUGCAGAGCGUAUGGUCGAGGAGAAUGUAUUUGGUGCUCAAAGCUACCGCGAGGCUCUGCUGAAGUAUUGUGGAGUUGAUAUUGAGUACUAGUCAUUUUAAUUACUAAUCAUAAUCAUGUAUUUAUGCAUUGCCAAUCAAACGUGUUAUAUGCCCAUAAUAGAGCACCCAAUGAAUGUAAUCUUUCUUGUAACUAUUUGGCUAGUGAUGCAGUUUGAUGCUAUUAUAUCGUCUACUACCUUCCUGGGCCUUAUGUCAAUGAUGAUGGUAAAUAUAUUGUGUACAACAAUCGUAAAAUGUGCCAUCAAUAGGAAAACAUGAGGAGAAACAUGUUCUUGCCACCUCUCUCAAUUGUUUCUUGA
Linum tenue is the source of this 854-nucleotide messenger RNA. The record is from the annotation of a GenBank genome assembly. Lineage: Eukaryota; Viridiplantae; Streptophyta; Magnoliopsida; Malpighiales; Linaceae.